GAGGCGAGGAUUGAGAGAGUCCACGGGGCUCCGCGCUCCUUGGCCGGGCUUUCCCGUGGAUGUUGCUCCUCGCUUUGUGAUUGGCCUGAAACUGGGGAGGGGGGGAGGUAGAGAAUCGCGGGGCGCUCUUAAAGGGGCCGCAGCCUUUGCUUGCUUGCUACGAAAUACCCCCGCGAUGGCCUAUCAGGGUUUCACUGCAGAGUAUUUGGGGAUCCCCGCCGUGACGCGUGCCUACACCACCGCCUGCGUCAUCACCACCGCUGCCGUGCAACUGGAUCUCCUCACGCCUUUCCAGCUGUACUUCAACCCGGAUCUCAUUUUCAGAAAGCUGCAGGUCUGGCGACUCCUCACUAACUUCCUGUUCUUCGGGCCCUUGGGAUUCAGCUUCUUCUUCAACAUGAUAUUCCUCUACAGAUACUGCCGCAUGCUGGAAGAAGGCUCUUUCCGUGGAAGGACAGCAGACUUCAUCUUCAUGUUCCUUUUUGGAGGAUUUCUCAUGACACUUUUUGGCCUCUUUGCCGGCCUCUUCUUCCUUGGCCAGGCAUUCACCAUCAUGCUGGUGUAUGUGUGGAGCCGGAGGAACCCUUACAUCCGCAUGAACUUCUUUGGUCUGCUCAACUUCCAGGCCCCUUUCCUGCCAUGGGUCUUGAUGGGCUUCUCACUACUGCUGGGCAACUCCAUCCUCAUUGACCUCCUAGGAAUUGCUGUGGGCCAUGUCUAUUACUUCCUUGAGGAUGUCUUCCCCAACCAGCCUGGAGGGAAGAAAUUGCUACUUACCCCAGGAUUCCUGAAACUUGUGUUCGACCCUCCAGAGGAGGAUCCCAACUACAAUCCCCUUCCUGAAGAGAAUCCGAACUAUAACCCUCACCUGGAGGAGGAUCAUGCACCUGGUCAAGACCAAAAUUAACCCUAGGUACAGUAGCAAUUAAGGCACAGUAAUCUCCCCUGCCUUAUAUGGUGCUGGACCCAGAUACAAAUUGCCAUCACAGCAGUGCUGGUUUGUAUUCUCGUGCCACUCUCCUCCCUUCAAUGGGUAAGCUAUAUUGCAGCUCAGGAGAUGGAAGGAGAACUCCAUAGAAGUGUUGAAUGUUGCAAAGGUCUGGAAGAUGCAUUUGCUGAAGUCCCUGGAAGUUCCAGGCUGAAGACUACAGACUGAGCAUCUGAAACCAAGUGGUUUCAUCCUCAACUUCCGUAUUAAACAAGAAAUUCCACCCUUAAACAGUGGCUUUUAAAACAUUGUAAAGAGAGCUGCUGCCUUUUCAGUUGUCACUGUGUUUUCUCUAUGCCAAGAUGCAUGGAAUGAGGGUAGGCCACAGAUUUUGGGUUAGUUUUCUUUUUCUCUAGCUUUCUGGCCUUUUAGGUGGCUAAGAAUUUUUGCACAGGCAGGAACUACUGAAAUCAUCAGCCCAGGCCUGCUCCCCGUUUCCUUGCAUCCUUUGCCCACCCCCAAACUCUUUUUUUUAAAAUGGGUAGCAAGUUUGUUUUAUAUUCAGGACUACAGCAGGUUUAACCUCCUGGUCUGGUUAAUUAGCCACUCAUUCCCCACCUUGCUGGAGGUAAAGUGUAGACAGUUGCAGAAGGCAAUGGCAAACAACCCCAUAAACUUAGUCUGCUUAGUAAAUGUUAUGAUGUAGCAUCAACCAAUGAGUUAAUAAUGAUCUGGUGCUUUCAUUAGGGAUUACCUUUACCUUUCCUAACUUACAGAUAAGGAGCAGAAGAUAGCCACAGGCAUCAAGACAGGUAGAAACAAUUUGAAAUUAAAUUGAUUGAGGCAGGGGGAGGGGGGAAGGAAUAUUGCCUGUGGAUUUCCAUUACAUUUAUGCUUUUCUUUGUGACCUGUACCCAUGAAAUUUAGUAGGAGCUAAUGUAACAGCCUUUGUAGCCUUCACUCUAGCCAUCAGAUGCUGAGGAAGAGGGAAGAUCUCUAUUUCCUUGCUAUAUGAUCUAAGUUUGAAAUGAAGUGGGUGCAAAGUAUGUCAGAAGACAUCUGGUACAAAGAAAUUUUUCCGCAUCUCCUUUCUUCCACAAUGAUCUAAACUGUUUACAGACCCAAUAAAUAUAACCAGAAUUAUG
Messenger RNA from Sphaerodactylus townsendi, 2073 nucleotides. It is a transcript of the gene DERL3, whose product is annotated as derlin 3. Gene Ontology annotation, biological process: endoplasmic reticulum unfolded protein response. The coding region runs from base 176 to 907 and encodes 243 amino acids. Gene Ontology annotation, cellular component: Hrd1p ubiquitin ligase ERAD-L complex; endoplasmic reticulum membrane. Lineage: Eukaryota; Metazoa; Chordata; Lepidosauria; Squamata; Sphaerodactylidae. The record is from RefSeq and is a predicted model, not a curated record. Gene Ontology annotation, molecular function: ubiquitin-specific protease binding; misfolded protein binding. The transcript is spliced from 7 exons.